Aspergillus japonicus CBS 114.51 is the source of this 2127-nucleotide messenger RNA. Its product is annotated as glutamate decarboxylase. Gene Ontology annotation, cellular component: cytosol. The record is from RefSeq and is a predicted model, not a curated record. Bases 362 to 1906 code for a protein of 514 amino acids. NCBI's taxonomy places the organism in Eukaryota, Fungi, Ascomycota, Eurotiomycetes, Eurotiales, Aspergillaceae. Gene Ontology annotation, molecular function: glutamate decarboxylase activity; pyridoxal phosphate binding. The transcript has 4 exons. Gene Ontology annotation, biological process: L-glutamate catabolic process.
UUGCGAUCACUGAAUGAUGGACGAUGGCCAGAGGUUGUCGUCCCUGACUGGCUGUUUUUGCCCUCCUGGGGCUGAGACCAACAGCCACUUGUGGUCUUUCCUCUCCACUCGUGUUGUCUGAGGCUUGAGCUGACGGGCUGAUGCCGCCCACUUCCCUUCCCCUCUCCGACGAAACGAGCAGGGUAGGACCUCCUGGCGGCGCGUCAACCCAUUCCCUUCUCUUUAUUGACUGAUUUCUGGUGUGCGCUAUUUAAAGUCCCUGGUCUGCUGCUGCCUGAGCUGUCCUCCUCUUUUUUUUUUUUUUCUUUUCCUCCUACAUCCCUCUCUGUAUCCUUCAUCUCCUGCAUCCCACUACGUCAUCAUGGUUCAUCUCGCCCAAAUCAAGCGCGAUAGCGAUAUCGAGCAGUCCAUCAAGCGGGUCAACUCGAUCAAGCUCGAUAGCGCUGAGGAGGAUGACUUCUCUACCAGUGUCUAUGGUUCUCGCUUCGCGACAGAGCAGCUGCCCCAGCAUGAGAUGCCAGAGCGCGAGAUGCCUAGGGAGGUCGCCUACCGCAUGAUCAAGGAUGAGCUGAGCUUGGAUGGUAACCCCAUGCUCAACUUGGCGAGUUUUGUGACCACCUACAUGGAAGACGAAGCCGAAAAGCUCAUGGCCGAAUCCUUCAGCAAGAACUUCAUAGAUUACGAAGAAUACCCUCAGUCCGCAGAAAUCCAGAACCGCUGUGUGAACAUGAUUGCCCGUUUGUUCAAUGCCCCCACUGACAGUGAUGAUGAACACCCGAUGGGUACCUCGACCAUUGGUUCUUCCGAGGCUAUCAUGCUGGGUACCCUGGCCAUGAAGCGCCGGUGGCAGAACAAGCGCAAGGCCGAGGGCAAGGAUUACUCGCGCCCCAACAUUGUCAUGAACAGCGCUGUCCAGGUCUGCUGGGAGAAGGCUGCUCGCUACUUUGACGUGGAGGAACGGUACGUCUACUGCACGGAGGAUCGCUAUGUGAUUGACCCGAAGGAGGCGGUUGACUUGGUGGACGAGAACACCAUUGGUAUCUGUGCCAUUCUGGGCACUACCUACACCGGCGAGUACGAAGAUGUGAAGGCCAUCAACGACCUGCUGGUGGAGCGUGGCAUUGACUGCCCCAUCCACGUGGACGCGGCCAGCGGUGGUUUCGUGGCUCCCUUCAUCCACCCCACCCUCAAGUGGGAUUUCCGCCUGGAGAAGGUCGUGUCGAUCAACGUGUCCGGCCACAAGUACGGCUUGGUGUACCCUGGUGUUGGAUGGGUGGUCUGGCGCUCGCCCGAGUAUCUGCCUAAGGAGCUGAUCUUCAACAUCAACUACCUUGGUGCGGAGCAGGCCAGCUUCACGCUCAACUUCUCCAAGGGAGCGUCGCAGGUGAUCGGACAGUACUACCAGAUGAUCCGACUGGGUAAGCGGGGCUACCGGUCGAUCAUGGUGAACAUCACCAAGAUUGCCGACUACCUGGCCAGCGAGUUGGAGAAGAUGGGCUUUAUCAUCAUGAGCCAGCGCGGCGGCAAGGGCCUGCCGCUGGUGGCUUUCCGUCUGCGGCCGGACCGCGACGAGGUGUUCGACGAGUUUGCGGUGGCACACCAGUUGCGUGAGCGUGGCUGGAUUGUUCCGGCGUAUACCAUGGCCCCCAACAGCAACGCCUUGAAGCUGAUGCGGGUGGUGGUGCGCGAGGAUUUCAGCAUGAACCGCUGUGACGCGCUGUUGGCGGACAUCAAGCUGGCUAUGAGCACCUUGAGCGAGAUGGACAAGACCAUGUUGGAGCGCUACACUAAACACGUGCGCCAACAUGCCACCCACUCGCACAAGGCCAAGCACACCCACCACCACUACAAGAACGAAACCCACUCGUUGCAGGGCAAGACGGGUAAGACUCACGGUGUGUGCUAGAUGCUGCCCAUCGUAUGCAAUGUAAAUAAUGGUUUGAGAAUUGUUUGAAUAAUGGAACUGGCAUCUGAAGACAAUCCAUCCUUUGGGGCUGACACAGUAGUUAACUUAUAAGUGACUAUACAUACAUACAUGGGGCUCUUAGUAUCAGCAGUAUCAGCCACUAAAUCUGGGGGCGAGGCAGUGUUGAGAGACAAGCGUAAGCAGCAGCAGAGCCGAGGCUG